Symbiodinium natans is the source of this 5562-nucleotide messenger RNA. The record is from the annotation of a GenBank genome assembly. Lineage: Eukaryota; Dinophyceae; Suessiales; Symbiodiniaceae.
GCCUUUGCCCGACGCGUCUGGGCAAGCAGCAGCAGCCGCGCCGCGCGGGAGCCGCAGGUGGAGCCAGAAUCCUGGUACCACCACCAGGAGGAGAGGGAGUGGUCAGGAUACGGCAGCAGCGCUUCGAAGCCUAGCAGGUCGUACAAACAGCGAGGCGUGCCUCUGGACAGCCUGACGCUGGGGGAGGAGGUCACUGGAUGGGUGAAAUCUCUCACUUCCUACGGUGCUUUCCUGGACACCGGUGCGGCAAAGGACGGCCUCCUUCCGUGGUCGAAGUCCACGCUGUCGCAAGAUGAGGUGAGCGUCGGGGACGAAAUCAAGCACCUGCGCAUCGAGAGCGUGGACCUGGCGCGCCAGCGCUUUUCGCUGCGGGGUCCGGUCCAGGAGAUGACCUGGGAAAGCUGGCAGCCCGGUAAGGCCGAGGUGCCAUCGGAAGAGGACCCCGCAUCCACCGACUGUGGAUGGUGGCAGCACAGCUCCUGGCACGAGGGCGACCGCUGGGCGAAGGAGCCAGACGAUGACGGCUGGGUCGACCUGGCAACAGCGGAGCCCGAUGAUGACGGCUACGUCGACGUGGCAACAUCGGCCCUUCCUCCGGAGGCAACACCCUCGCAGGCCAAGCCGAGUCGCGAGGCGCUGCGCCAGGCGAUCCUGCGUCGUCUGGACAAGGAUGAGGAUGGCUACCUGAAUUGCUCGGAUCUCCAUCCCUUCGCCACACUCACAGGCUUCGUUGGCGACCCUUCCGUCUGGAAAGAAGAGUACGAGCUGCUCUGCCAGGAGUAUGGCUGCGAGACCCAGUGGGGACUUGACCAGCGAAGUUUCUUCUCUAUGGUGGAUACGUCCUCCGAGAACGGCUGCUACUGCUCCGAUGAGGAGCUGGCAGAGAUACUGGAGAAGCUGAAAUCGAGCUCCGAGCUGACUGCACGAAAACACCUGAAGUGCGAUGUUUUCGGGCGCUUCGACGAGGACUCCGACGGAUACCUGAACUCACAGGAAGCGCAGGCCUUCGCCGAAGAGACAGGAUUUGAUGGCGAUGUGGCGAUCUGGAGCGAGGAGUUCCGGGACCUUUGCCAGGAGGCACGGUGCCUGCCAGAUCAGGGGUGGAGCUUCCCAUCCUUUAGCUGGCUGGUCGACCAGGGGGAGCGAGGCGUUUAUUGCACCGACGAGGAGCUUCGCCUCAUGCUGCAGGGCCGCAAGGUCUCAAAUCCACUGCCCCCAGCACCGGCCGACGGUUUCUGGGGCCCCGCGGCCGCCCCUCCAGGUCCUCCUGGUCUGGAGCCCCCGGAUCGCCAGCAGCUCAAGGAGAGCGUGUUCUGCAUGUUCGACUCGGACCGCGAUCGCCGACUAGGCUGCGAGGAGCUCUGGGCUUUCGCUCAGCUCAGCCCCGACUUCGGGUGCAGCGAGGACGAGUGGGACGAGGCCUUUGCCGAACUCUGCGACGACUACGGCUGCAUCCCGACGGAAGGCCUCAGCAAGGAGGCCUUCUUCGCGCUGGUGGAUGACGAGUCGGAUCGGGGCUGCUACUGCACGGAGAACCAGCUGCAAGCGAUGUUGCUGCACGGAGCUUCAGCUCCGGCACGGCAGCUGGCAGGUCGCCCUCGGAGCAAAGGCGAGAGCAGCAAGGGCAAGGGAGCCAGCAAGGGAGCCAAGGGCAAAGAUCCGUUUGACGAAGCAGGAGACCCCUGGGCGGCAGCGGCAGAGAUGCCCCGCAGCAAAGGCAAGGAGAAAGGCAAGGGCAAAGCCGCCGCGGAGAGGGAGCAGAAAGGCAGCAAAGCAAAGGGAAAAGACAAGACCGCGCCUGCCAGCCAGCGAGACGACCCAGGCAGCAAAGGAAAAGGAAAAGGCAAGACCGCGCCUGCCGGCCAGCAAGACGAUGCAGGCUUUGAUCCUUGGGCCACGCCAGAAGCCCAGCGGGCCCGAGAGAAGAUGCAGCAGAAGGCGAAGGAAGAGAAAGAGGAGGUCUGGGGCAAGUGGCGCGACGCCGGGAAGCCAGGCGUCGGGUUGGAACCCGGCACGCCAGCGGUGGAUAAGAAGAAGCUGCUGGAAGCCGUCUUGGCACGGAAAAAGGCUGUCGAGGCAGCAAAAAGGGUGGAGGAGCAGCGCUCUCAGCCACCGGAGCCGACUCAAGAGGAGAGGCCCCCGGCACCUCCCGUGCCUCCCAGUGUGGAGGAGGACGACGACGAGGUUUUCUGGAGCACCGAAGGCACCAGCCUGGCUCCGGCUCGCAGCUCCGGCGCUUCGGCGUCAUCCAGCGCUCCGCAGCUCCAAGCACGCCGGGCCGUGACCAUGAGCGCCGCGUUGGCAGGAAUCGGAGCUGCCAUCGCACAGCUUGCGAUGGGCGACAGGAAUGCCGUCGAGGAGCUCGCGGCGCACAUCAGCGGGGCCCCGUGCGUGCCCCAUGCUGCGGCCGUGGCCAGCAGUGCCCUGCGAUCCUUGUUCCUGGGCAGAACUGAGGAGGCACGUACCCUCCUUGCGCUAGACGAGGUCCUCCACAUCCCAGGCGAGGGCGACGUCACUCUCUUGCAGGCGCUCGAGAGGGCGGCGCUUGCCGUCGGUGGCGUUGGUGCUCCAAUGCUUCUUCGAACACUCGUGCCUGUCCUGGCGAAGCUGGAGGAUCGGCAUGUGGACGUGCGCAACGCGGCCGCGGCCGCAAGCGAGGCUCUCCUGAAAGGCUCGGACCCCUGCGCAUUCGAGGCGAUCCUACCGGCGCUGAAGGCAGGCCUCGAACCCCGGCGUCCGCCGCGCCAGAAGCUCCAUGCUUUGAAGCUGCUGAAGCUUUGCUGGCGCCGCGGCGUUGACGGCGCGGCUGCCGUGGCCGAGAAGCUUCCGGAGCUGCUUCCUUUGACCGCCGACUUGUUGAUGGACACCAGCAACGAGGUGCGCGCCGACGCGUCAGAGGCGACGGACGUCCUCAUGUCCCUGUGCGGGAAUGCCGACCUGGAGCCCCAUUUGGAGGAGAUUAUCAGCUGCGUGAAGGGCAAGAAGGAUGUCAGCAAAUGCCUGCGGGAUCUGGCCGAGGUCGUCUUCGUCCAGCGCGUGACAGCACCGGCCCUUGCGGCGGUGCUGCCGGUCCUCAGCAAGGGCCUGAAGAGCCGCAACGCGAGGGCGCAGCGGCAGGCCUGCGUCAUCGCCGAGAAUAUGGGCCGCCUGGUGUCCGCAGUGGCAGAUGUCAAGCCCUUCGCGCCGCAGCUGCUGCCGCUCCUCCAGAAGGUCCGGGAGGAGGUCUCUGACCCAGAUGUCCGCGCCGUGGCUGGCAGGGCCUACGAGGCUCUAGAGGAGGUAGCCACUGCCGACCGAACCGGAUCCAUUCGCAAGGAGCUUCGCAAUCUCCUUGACAUGGCGGUGGUUGAGUCGGAGGUUGCCAUGGCAGGAGCUUUGGGCGGCGGCAGGGAUAUCGCGCGGACGCCCUGCCCGCAGCACGUGCGCGACGUGGUCCUGGAUCACGCCGUUCUUCUUUGCCUCGGUCUCGGCCGCAUGCGCCGCGAGGCACCGCAGUGGCGACAGCGGCUGACUCCCUUGUUGGAGAGUGUUCUGCCAGGGGGCAGCAUGGAUGGGCCCAAAGCCCUUCUGGCCUCACUCCGGUCCGUUGCAGAGCAGAUCGCCGCCUCCCCAGCGGAAGCCGCGGAGGAUCCAGCCUCGGAGUCCGAGGAGGAGCAGUUCCCACUGCUUUGCGACUGCACUUUCACCCUCGCCUGCGGCGCUGCGACCUUGCUGACGGAGGCGCGGCUGCAGCUGAGGCGCGGCCACGUUUACGGCGUCGUCGGAGGAAAUGACAGCGGGAAAAGCACGCUCCUCCGUGCCAUCCACGACCGUCGGGUCUCGGGCUUCCCUCCAGCAUCCGAGUUGCGCACAGCCCUCGUUGAGCACGGCGUCGGCGAGCGCGCCCCGGACUGCGACCAAACGCCGGUUGAGUUCCUGAUGGCCGACCCGGUGAUCCGCAUGAUACAGAUCUCGGAGGCCGAGGUCGUCGCCCAGCUUUCCGCGCUGGGCUUUGCCCAGGGUGCCAGGUUGCAACAGCCCAUCCGGAUGCUCAGCGGCGGCUGGCGCAUGAAGUUGGGCCUGGCCCGGGCCAUGCUCCAGUCUGCGCACGUGGUCCUGCUGGACGAGCCGACAGGGCAUUUGGAUACCGGGCACAUCGAUUGGCUUGUGGACUACAUCCACACACUGCAGGAUGAUCCUGACAGAUCGAUCACCGUGCUGGUGGUCUCACACGACGCUCCUUUUCUGGAUCGGGUGUGCACCCACAUCCUCCACGUGGAAGGCAGCAAGCUCCGCAACUACCGCGGCAACUUCUCAACCUUCUUGGAGCGCGUGCCCAAUGCCCAACUGGGAUCCAAGAUAGAGGAGACCGGGCCGCUGCCGGCCUUCGUUCUUCCAGAGCCCGGAUCCCUCGAAGGAGUGCGCUCCAAGGGGAAGCGCUUCCUGAACUUAGAGGACGUCUCCUACACCUACCCCGAGAGCCACGUCCCCGCCGUCAAGGGCGCCACCGUGGAGUGUUCGCUCAGGAGCCGGGUCGCCAUCAUGGGCCCCAAUGGUGCUGGCAAGUCCACUGUGGCGGGGCUGGUCGUUGGAGAGUUGGCGCCGGAUCGCGGAACCGCCUAUCGCCAUCCGAAUUUGCGAAUGGCCUACGUGGCGCAGCACGCCUUCCAUCAUUUGGAGGAACACCUGGAGCUCACUGCGACCGAGUACAUUCUCUGGCGUUUCCAGGGCAACGAAGACCGCGAGGCACUUGCCAAUCGUGCGGAGGAGGAGGAGGACAAGAGGGCGGACGCGGAGAUCAAGGGGUUUCGUCUGGUAGAGGGCCAGCUGGUACCUUGUGCGUCAGACCACCCCCAGGCUCUUGAGCCAGAGGUCAUCGUGGACCGGCGGCAGCGUGGACGGUUGGGCUACGAGUACGAGAUGCGCUGGCGGGGGAGGCCAACGACAUCAUGGAUGUCACGCUCGCAGGUCGCUUCCAUUGGCUGCCUUGGCAUGGCGAAGCGCGAGGACGAACGCCAAGCUGCUCAGCGCAGCUUGAUCGCCCGGCCGCUCACGACGCCGGCUGUGCAGGCCCAUCUUGCUGGCUUCGGCCUUUCGAAGGAGGAGGCUUCCUUCCGUCGCCUGGGCGCCCUGUCCUCGGGGCAGCGCGCCCGAGCCGUGCUGGCGGCAUCGACUUGGUUGGCACCCCACCUGCUGGUGUUAGAUGAGCCCACAAACUACUUGGACCAGCCCGCCUUGGCGGCCCUGGCCGCGGGCCUGAAGGUCUUUGGGGGCGGGGUUCUCAUCAUCUCACACACCGCUUCCUUCGUCGACGAGGUCUGCUCAGAGCGCUGGGUGAUGCACGCCGGAGUCCUGCGGAGAGAGGGCGCCUUCGCGAGAGAAGAGGACGAGGCUCGGCCGGCACCCGCCAAUGCGGCGGCGCAGAACGCGGCAAAAGAGCUGAAGGAGAAGCGGAAGCAGAAGCGGCUCAAAGAGCUCCGGCGGAAGCUCGGUCAGGAGGUGAGCGACGAUGAUGAGGAGUGGUGGGAGGAUUUGCUCAAGAAGGCGAACAAGAUGAAGCCAAGCCCAACAGGCGGCUCGUGA